AUGCAGAGACCGGGCGGCCAAGGGACGGCGUUUUCGAUCGACUCCUUGAUAGGAACUCCGCAGCCUCGGCCGGGACACCUGCUCUACACUGGCUACCCGAUGUUUAUGCCGUACAGACCCUUGAUGAUUCCUCAAUCUUUAUCUCAUUCACAUUUGCCGUCUGGCAUACCUCCUUUGGCGCCGUUGGCAUCUUUCGCUGGACGUCUUACCAACACAUUCUGUGCGAGUUUGGGACAGGGGAUGCCGUCCAUGGUGGCUCUCACGACAACACUGCCGAGUUUCUCGGAUCCGCCGGAUAGUUUCUAUCCUCCCCAAGAGCUCCCCGGACCUCGGUUAAGUGCCGACCCCGGACCUCGGAGACAAGAGAGCCCCCACUCAGAUGAUCUGCAUGGAAGAGACAAGGGGUCGGACUUACUCAACUUCUCGGAAACUUUUCAAACUAUGCCAGGUGAGACUAAAUUGUACAGCUCUGACGAUGAGAAGUUUGACCUGAAAUCGGCAGACGCAGUUUGCAGUGACCGAGAUGACAGCUCUGCCGUCGACAGCGAGAACGAAAGCUUCUCCGAUGGGAACAACUGUGGUUCUUUAUCCCAAAAGAGUAAACUAAAACCCGGGUCACAGGAAGCGUUACCACCAGGAAGCUCAGCAGGAAAGAGCAGAAGGAGACGGACAGCUUUUACAAGCGAGCAGCUACUUGAACUUGAGAAGGAAUUUCAUUGUAAAAAGUACCUUUCGCUCACCGAACGCUCUCAAAUAGCACACGCACUUAAAUUGAGCGAGGUGCAGGUCAAAAUUUGGUUCCAGAAUCGUAGGGCCAAAUGGAAAAGAAUCAAAGCGGGAAACGUCAAUAACAGGUCGGGAGAGCCUGUGAGAAACCCCAAAAUUGUGGUCCCCAUUCCAGUGCACGUCAACAGGUUUGCCGUGAGGAGUCAACACCAACAGAUAGAGCAAACAAGGCCAUGA
Messenger RNA from Salvelinus namaycush (lake trout), 963 nucleotides. RefSeq names its product homeobox protein GBX-1-like. Bases 1 to 963 code for a protein of 320 amino acids. The transcript is spliced from 2 exons. Gene Ontology annotation, biological process: regulation of transcription by RNA polymerase II; regulation of nervous system development. Lineage: Eukaryota; Metazoa; Chordata; Actinopteri; Salmoniformes; Salmonidae. The record is from RefSeq and is a predicted model, not a curated record. Gene Ontology annotation, cellular component: nucleus. Gene Ontology annotation, molecular function: DNA-binding transcription factor activity, RNA polymerase II-specific; RNA polymerase II transcription regulatory region sequence-specific DNA binding.